CAGCCUAGCACUUCUAGUUGCACACUACUGCGCAGACAUUGCCCAACACUCGAGAUCCAACAUUUAUAUACCACCGGCAUCAGUAUCGUCGAGCUCGAGCGUCUGGGCCAACCAACAAAGGAAGCUCAGCUGCUUUAGUGAUCACACUACCUAGCAACCUCUCUUCUUCUUCUCGGACACGACGACAUGGCCAACAGGUUGGAUCCUGCAACCAUGGCUUCUUCUCCCUCGGUUUCUCAAGCUAAAGGCGGCAACCGAGCUGCUCCAGCCAUGCACAACGGCAAUGUGAUCAAGAGACUCCAAUCAGAGCUCAUGGCCCUCAUGACAUCUCCUACGCCCGGUCUCUCCGCCUUCCCCUCCUCCGACAUGACUUUUUGGAACGCCACCAUCCUGGGGCCCUCGGGAACGCCCUACGAGAAUCUCACUCUCAAGCUGACUCUCAAAUACCCUCCCAACUACCCUUACUCGCCACCAGAAGUACUUUUCAAAACUCCCAUCUAUCACCCCAACGUUGACUUUAGCGGACGCAUCUGCUUGGAUAUCUUGAAGCCCGGUGGAGAGGGUAAGGAGGGUGCGUGGAGUGCAGUGUUGAACACGGGAAGUGUGCUGUUGAGCAUUCAGAGCUUGCUGGGCGAGCCAAACAACUCAUCACCACUGAACGGAGAAGCGGCUACGCUGUGGGACUCGAACAUGGAAGAGUUCACCAAGAAGGUGCUGGCCCGACACCGGGAUGACACCGACGAUGCAUGAGCUGGAAAAGGAACAAUGAGAGCAUAAUGGAACUUGUCAAGCAUUUCUGGUGUCUUGAAGGCGUUUGUUGUUUGUUAUUGUCUCGAAUCAGGGAGCAAGAGCUGUCGGUGGGAGAACCUGCGUUUACGUUAUACAGUCGUGUGCAGCUUGGCUGGGAAGAGGAUCCAGCACUCGAGGCUACGAAGGUCUCAGCUGUGUGUAGGAUAUCCGAGACGGGACAUGAAGCGAUGAUUUUUGAACCUGAGCUAGAUUGAGGAAUCUGUGGUAGAUCUCCAGCGUUCGCUACCCGAAUCAUCGACGUACACCAUGUGGAAGGCACGCAAGCUAAGGAAUCCAGCACUUUUCCAGCAAGCCGACAGUAUCGAGAUGUGCGAGUACGUCGUAUACCAUGACCGGGCAUGGAAUGGCAGUUCUCCUCGCCUGGAGUCAUUCUUCGUUGAAGACCUAUUAUCAUCAGUACAGGUAGCGUUUCGAUGAGCCACGAGCUGACGCGGAGAGAACGGCGGAAGCGCGUUAUAAAUACUUCCUAGGAGGUAGUAUUAACUUUGUACUGCCUGAGCCCUGAGGCUCUGGACAAGAAUGCCC
Sphaerulina musiva SO2202 is the source of this 1335-nucleotide messenger RNA. RefSeq names its product UQ_con-domain-containing protein. The transcript has 3 exons. The coding region runs from base 187 to 750 and encodes 187 amino acids. The record is from RefSeq and is a predicted model, not a curated record. Lineage: Eukaryota; Fungi; Ascomycota; Dothideomycetes; Mycosphaerellales; Mycosphaerellaceae.